ACGUGUAUAAACUAUAAUGAAAUUAAUUUAACGAACUUUUUUUCAUCAUGAAGCAUACAUUUUAUUUUGUUCUUCUGUUUCCGAUUAUCUUUCUCAUCUCACAUUGCAAUGGUGUCUUUUAUUGUGAUCAAAUAAAUGGCGUCAAAGAGUGUGACAUAGGAGCUUGGUUACAGUGGAAUAGUUGUACACAUUCAUGCGGAGGGGGUAGCGCUAAAAGGUUCCGAAAAUUGUGCUGUUCGCCUAGUUAUAAUUCAUAUAACCAAUGUGCCCUUAACUGCAAUAAAACCCUAUCUUCUUUGCAAGAAACAAGAACAUGCGGUCAAACUUGUAUCCAAGGCUACUUUAACGUAUCUCAAAAUAGCUGUCAGUGCUCAGGCAAUUAUACUGGGGACUGUUGUCAAACACUAAAAGCCGAUAUAUCUACUACUACUGGAUCAACGAAUGGUAUAGCAUGGAAGAUCCCAUUGAUAUGUGUAGCUGUUAUUGUAGCAUGCGUUGGAAUUGGAUGUCUUAUCUGGUUUUUGGUUAAAAGAUAUAAGAAGAACAUGAACAAUGAUAACAUUCAUCCAACAGAUGAUAGUACUACUGAGUAAUAGUAGCAGAUAAAUGGGAAAUCAUGUAAACUCCGAACUUUGUAG
Mytilus trossulus (common blue mussel) is the source of this 638-nucleotide messenger RNA. RefSeq lists its product as uncharacterized. The record is from RefSeq and is a predicted model, not a curated record. NCBI's taxonomy places the organism in Eukaryota, Metazoa, Mollusca, Bivalvia, Mytilida, Mytilidae. The coding region runs from base 48 to 593 and encodes 181 amino acids. The transcript has 4 exons.